AUGCGCUCAAGUCACGUGAUCGACUGCAGGGCGGAGGGCGGCGUCCCAGCGCAGGCUCCACCCAGCAAGCGGGCACGGCCCGUGACCCGCAUUCUAAAGUCUUCUUCUUCAUCAUCAUCAUCAUCAUCAUCAUCCGCAUCGUCGUACUCGGCCGUCGGGACGCUCCGAGAAGUAGAAGAAGAUGAAGCCCGUGAAGCCGACGCUGGCGCUGCUGCUGCUGCUGCCGCUGCUUCAGGCCGCGUGUGCGUCGACGGUGGCGGCAGGAAAAGAGGGCGGGAGGAGACGGGAGAAGCAGGAAAACAAGCCAAAAUCCAGUUGGCAGCGGGCCCCCCGAAGGCGGACGGCGGCCCAGACGGCGGCGGCGCGGACACCCUGAGCCACUCUCUGGCGCUAGUUCAGCGUCUGGAGGCGCUCCUGCUGCAGGGCAACGGCAGCGACGUGACACUGCGGGUGGAGACGCCCAACGCCGACGAGGUGAAGCUGAUGGCGGUCCACACGCUGGUUCUGUCGCUGCAGAGUCCGGUCCUGGAGGACAUGCUCCGGGACCGGGACCGAAACGGCAGCGUGCUCGCGCUGCGCGAGAGCUCCGAGUGCGCCGGCGUCUUCGAAAAGUUCAUCAGGUACCUGUACUGUGGCGACCUCUCCCUGCGACUGGACCAGGCCACCCCCCUGCACCGCCUGGCCACCAAGUACCAGGUGGUGGCGCUGCAGCAGGGUCUCACGCGCUACAUGACGCUCAACCUGGCCCGCGAGUCACCCUCGGGCCACGUGGCGGGAUGGUACGAGUACGCGCUGGAGGCCGGCGACGCGGUGCUGCGGGACGGCUGCCUCCAGUCCAUGGCCUGGAACCUGUCCUCGGUUCUGCAAAGCGACGAGUGGAACGGUCUUAGCUCCCAGCUGCUCAUGACGCUACUGCGCCGGUCUGAUUUGGUUCUACACAGCGAGAUGGAGCUCUUUGCCGGGCUGGAGGAGUGGAUUUCACACAACCGGCCCGACGGGCUGACAGCAGAGAACGCACUGAGGGCGGUGCGCUACGCCAUGAUGCCCCCCCGAGAGCUCUUCCGUCUCCAGACCCAGUCGGCGGUCCUGGCCCGCUACAGGGAGUCGGUUCGGGAUCUGCUCUACAUGUCCUACCAGUUCCACGCCGCCUCCCCCGUGCACAUGGCCAAGUACUUCGAUGUCAACUGCAGUCUCUUCGUGCCCAGGAACUACCUGGCCCCGCUGUGGGGGUCCUCCUGGGUGGUGGGUAACCCCACCCGGGAUGACCGCAGCACCAGCUUCCAGACGCAGCUCGGGCCCAGCGGUCAUGACGCCAACAAGCGGGUUACGUGGAACGUCCUGUUCUCGCCCCGCUGGCUUCCGCUCAGCAUGAGGCCCAUGUACACAGAGGCGGGUGCCACGCAGCCCACGCGGGUCGAGGGCGGGCGCCCCCGCGUCAUCAUCACUCCCGCCACCUCCAGCGCCGACUUCGCCGGCGUGAGCUUCCAGAAGACGGUUCUGGUUCUUGCGCAGCAGCGGGGACGGCUGAUAGUCAAACACGUGUACGACUUCCACCAGAGCACCGAGGAGAACGGAGACUUCCUUGCCGACGCGGACCUGCGCCGCCGGACCUCCGAGUACCUGGCGGACGGGUCGCUGAUGCUCCACGUGGUCGUCAAACCCGUGUACCAGAGCCUCGUCGCCAGCAAGAACUGAUCACCCGCACGUGCCAAUCGUAACCGAACCUUCCCCUGUCUAUUAUUGUCUUCGCGCGACGCCCGUGUAGAUCGUCCGUCAUCCGGGUCACGAAAAGCCGCAAACGUUAAGCAGAGGGAACUGGACACUUCCUGGUUGUUGAAGACGUCUCGACUUUAAUCCAAAGGACAUCUUUACUUCGAAAUAUAAACAUCCAAAAGUGAUGGCGUCAAAACGUACAUGGCUUACGGUCCGCGUCCAGCACUGUCCCGAUCAUUCAUCGGCCACACCCGCUCGCAACAACGAUAACGAUGACGACGAUGACGAGACCCCUGUUGUGACCACCCCCACGUGACAGCCCACCAGAGACAUAUAUCGAGACGGCGCCUCAGCUAAAAUUUUGAAGUAAAGAAACCUUUGGGAUAAAAAGACAAACGUGGUCAACAGCGCGGUCCACUUGCCCCCGUUCCACCUUUGCGGUUUCGCUUCUGUUUCUCUCGUCUAUAAUUAAAGAGGGUUUUGCAGUUUUUGUUUCGAGAACCCACCUCGCCCGAGUCAGAUCAUCCGAUCAGAGAAAGGGGUCAGUCAUUUGCCUUGCGCUGGCACGGUAGGUUAAUUGACGCCUCUGAAUUGCCCGUAGGU
This is a messenger RNA of Phycodurus eques (leafy seadragon), 2316 nucleotides long. RefSeq names its product BTB/POZ domain-containing protein 17-like. Gene Ontology annotation, molecular function: protein binding. The record is from RefSeq and is a predicted model, not a curated record. The transcript is spliced from 5 exons. Bases 1 to 1695 code for a protein of 564 amino acids. NCBI's taxonomy places the organism in Eukaryota, Metazoa, Chordata, Actinopteri, Syngnathiformes, Syngnathidae.